GUGCUCGGUGCACUGUGCUGGAGGUUUCAGGUCCGCCGAACGCUGCAUCGCCUCCUCAGCCAAGUGGAAGGACACGGCGUCGGACAAUGGCGAGAGGGACCCGCGGUGCACUGCGUGCGAUGCCCGAGGGGGAAUGAAGACUUGACAUUAUUUGGCACCAUGGCACGGAUCCGCACUCUCGCGAAGGCGCACUUUGCAAAGAUGACAUAGCGCUCGAGAUCAUGGGACUCGUCCGGGAACCGAACUCUCUCACAGCGUGAAUGAAAAGAGGAAAGGGAUUUCUAUUGGGUGCGCUUGUUUCGUUCUUCUAUACCUGGGCGGCUGCGAGCAGAGUGAGUGUGUGAACUAUGAAUCUGGGCAAAGCGCUUCUGUUGCUCCUGCUCUCCAGUUGCGUGACAAUGGUGCUGUCGCUCUCCACUUGCACCACCGUGGACAUUGACCACAUCAAGAAGAAGAGAGUGGAGGCGGUGCGCGGACAGAUCCUCAGCAAACUCCGACUGACCAGUCCGCCCCAGACGACGGGUCCGAGCCAGGUACCGUUCCAGGUGCUGGCCCUCUACAACAGCACCAAGGAGCUGAUCGAGGAGCUGGGGAGAGACCGGCAGCAGAGUUGUGGACAGGAUAACACGGAGACCGAGUACUACGCUAAAGAGAUUUACAAGUUCAACAUGAUCAAUGGGCCGCCUGAACACAAUGACCUCACCUACUGCCCGAAGGGAAUCACCUCCAAAGUGUUCCGCUUCAAUGUCUCCACCAUGGAGAAGAACUCCACCAACUUGUUCCGGGCCGAGUUUCGAGCCCUGCGGAUCCCCAACGCCAGCGCCAAGAAAAACGAGCAAAGGAUCGAGCUCUACCAGAUCCUUCAGAAAGACGACCCCAAAGCCAAACAGCGCUACAUCGGGGGCAAGAACGUCCUGACCAAGGGGAUGUCCGAGUGGGUCUCGUUUGACGUUACAGAGACAGUGAGGGAGUGGCUCAUGUACAGACAGACCAAUCUUGGUCUGGAGAUCAGUGUGCACUGUCCAUGUCACACCUUCAAGCCCAACGGGGACAUUAUUGAGAACGCUAACGAGGUGCUUGAGGUCAAGUUCAAAGGUAUGGAGCCAGACUUUGACGACCUGAGCCGCACCAAGAAACCAAGGGAGCAGCUGUACCCCCAUCUCAUCCUCAUGAUGCUACCCCCUCACAGGCUGGACACGCACUCCUCAUCCCGCAGGCGCAAGAGGGCACUUGACACCAAUUACUGCUUCAACAAUUACGAGGAGAACUGCUGUGUGCGACCACUUUAUAUUAAUUUCCGCCAAGACUUGGGCUGGAGGUGGAUCCAUCAGCCUGAGGGCUACUACGCCAAUUUCUGCUCUGGUCCAUGUCCUUACCUACGCAGUGCUGACACCACACACAGCACGCUGCUGAGCCUCUACAACACCUUGAACCCAGAGGCGUCCGCCUCACCCUGCUGUGUCCCCCAGGACCUGGAGCCCCUCACCAUCCUCUACUACGUGGGCCGCUCGCCUAAAGUGGAGCAGCUGUCCAACAUGGUGGUCAAGUCCUGCAAGUGUAGCUAAGAGCCUUCAGGGACCUUAGAGACACCUUCCUGCACUACUCAGGAGCGUUCCAGGGGGGUUUGGGGAGGGUCCGCUGCCCCUGUUCUUCAGACUUGUCCUAGCUCCAUCUCACUAUUGAAAGCCCAACAGACAUUGGCAGCAUCUGGUCCAGUUUGACUGAUGUGGUUGCGCUCUCAAACCCAACAGACCUCUUGAUGAUCAUCGGCCUUGUUGUUUUUUUACCAUCUCUUAUGUUUUACUUAAUAUUCCAGCAUUUUUUGAACAGCCCGUACCUCAGUGUAUUCUCAUCCUGUUUUUAUCUAAAGAGGAACGGAACAAAAAUUGUCUUGGAAUGACCACUGCAUUCUUAAGGACAAGAGAGGGUGGAAAGAAAAAAAAAAAACACCAGAGAAGGGAGACUGAACUCAGCAUGACAGGACACAUAGGACACGUUUGGAUGUCCGAGCUGGAAAGCGAUGCUGUGCUACACUGUGUAUUUAGGAUUAAAUGCCGUUAAAUAAAAAUGAUUUUAGGAAAAAAAUUUAAAAAUGCUGGAAACCAACCUAGUCAAAGUCGUAUUUCAAUGGUGAUGUUAAUACCUCUCUAUUGCAACAGGAUGGUGAUCCAGGGAUUAGUUCAUCUGAAACUGAAGCCUUUCUUUUGUAUGUGAGCCAGGGAUGAGCGUUUGGCUACAUUUCCUUCAUGGACUGUGGGGGGAAAUAAAUGACCAAUUCAUCGAUUAUUUGGGAUGGGAGAAUCUCUCCUUGGAUGCUCUGAACUCCUGCUUCCAUGCCAGUGUUGUAUUGGGCAUAGCGCAGGUCUGUGCGGAAAUAGACCUUAGCCUGCAUCAUUUUGUUCUUUACAUCACAAACUAGUCAAGACUGGAUCAACAGCGCCUCUGCUGGUUCCAGCCAAGUAGUGUUCUCUAUUUUGCCUCAUUUGCUUCAAGGUGUGACUAAUCAACAAUCAAGUACAACCAACCAAUCAAUCAAAAUCCUAAUGAUUGAUUAUUAUGCCCAUCCCUAAUGAGAGCAUGGAUGUCAAGUGAACAAUUUCCUUGACCGCAAACUGUAAAUGAUUUUCUUCUUACUUUUGGAAACACCUUUUUCUUUCAUUAAAAUGACAGUUGGGUUGAGCUGUUCAGUAUUAGGAA
Molecule: messenger RNA, 2697 nt
Organism: Phycodurus eques (leafy seadragon)
Lineage: Eukaryota; Metazoa; Chordata; Actinopteri; Syngnathiformes; Syngnathidae
Gene: tgfb3
Product: transforming growth factor, beta 3
Exons: 7
Coding region: 348-1565 (405 amino acids)
Biological process (GO): BMP signaling pathway; regulation of cell population proliferation; SMAD protein signal transduction
Cellular component (GO): extracellular region
Molecular function (GO): cytokine activity; type III transforming growth factor beta receptor binding; type II transforming growth factor beta receptor binding
Source: RefSeq, a predicted model, not a curated record